This is a messenger RNA of Esox lucius (northern pike), 4264 nucleotides long. It is a transcript of the gene rnf38, whose product is annotated as ring finger protein 38. NCBI's taxonomy places the organism in Eukaryota, Metazoa, Chordata, Actinopteri, Esociformes, Esocidae. Bases 461 to 2623 code for a protein of 720 amino acids. The transcript is spliced from 13 exons. The record is from RefSeq and is a predicted model, not a curated record.
UAGUGCCUAUGUCAUUAAGAUAACGUUUUAUUCUGCUAGACUAACAAAUCGAGCAACAAUUCGACUCUUCUGAGACAUUUCCAUCUACAUUAUUCACUUCACUGUAAUCCAACCAUAAUAGCAAAACAAACAGAUUGACGAUGUUCUGGAUAGUUUCAAUGUUUAAAUACCAAAAGAGCGAGAACGAGGUGAUUAGCAGCGAACCGGGUUUUUUUUUCUAGUAUUGAUUACUCUAGCCUGAGUAAAAUCCGACUUCUGCGUUGACUGUCCGACACAUUUUACGCUGACACUGAGCGAACAUAGCUACACACGCCACACGGCUCAAAAUAUUAUCGUCUGGUCCCAGUUGAAGAAUACAGUAGCUAGACCUACAGGAUUGUAUAGACGUGUUAGAGCUUUUCUGGCGAGGAAGCGGUGUAAAGAGAACGACCGAAAAGAAAGAGGAAACCCCAAAAAGGAAAUGCCAAUCGCAGCCGCGGGUCAACCGACGACUCAGGAACCCCGUAUUUUCUCCCGGCUGCCUUCCACCCCGGAGCCUACACCGAAAGGGGGAGAUUUUUGUGACGGGGCGGGGGCAGUAGCUGAGUCGCCAGAGCGAACAGAAUACGGGGGCGCCGAGGGGGGCAGGGGAGGACUAGCCGGCUUCAGCUACAGCCAUACCGGCGGCGCUAGGGGCUUCCUGCCGCUUCGAUCUUCAGCCACCAACAACGUCGCUGCCCCGCAAUCCCCUCCUACGUCGUCUUCCCGGUCUUCCCCUUUCUUCCACCUCCAAAUGGCCAUGGAGCCCCCUCGGACUCGAUCGCGUUCUAGGUCUGGAUAUUACCAGCAGUACGUUGCGAGCGGCGGGAGUGGAGGUAUGACCGGCAAUGGGAUUCAUUCUAAUGGGGGAACAGGAUCUACCCACAGCCGACAGCAGCACAACUCGGGGUGCGCUCCCCUAGGAGCUCACAGCCACCACUCGGAGCAGCACAGUAUACGAGCCGCAGGAUCUAACCUCUCCCCCGGCGCCCAGAGGCAGUCGGGACCGCCCGGAGCAAAUCGCAUAUCGGCUUCAGGAGACAUAGGGAGACCCUACCACUGCCAUCCUGACCACACCUGUGGAGAGGAGAGUGACAAGAAUGAUGAUAGCCCCAGUCCGAAGCGUCAGAGGCUGUCCGGCCAAUCGGCGCUGGAGGUCUCGUCUGUGGCCCCGCCCUCCGCCCCCUCGCCGCCAAUGAGGCCGUGGGAGCUGCCCACCAAUCGCCGACCUCACCCGUACCCCCAUCCUCAGCCUCACUACCCCCAGGAGCACUGCCAAACACCGGCCAGACGCAGCCCACCGGUGCGUCGCCAACGGGGUCGGCUCUCCCGCCCUCCCCGCCACCUCCCCCCUCCCCAGCACCCCCCACCCCCCCGCCAGCCUCCGCCCUCCGUCCAGCUGGACUCCCAGGACGAGAACUACCGACUGAGCCGCCCGCCUCACCCCCACCAGAGCUACCCCCCUCCGCCGUACGGCCACGUACCUGCCCCCGCCGGGUCGGAGGAGCCCCGGGCGUUCCGGCCCCCGGCCCUGUCGCCGCGGUUACUGCACCCGGCCGCCCAUCAGACCAGCCGCCACGCACAGCAGCCGGGAGCGCUGGUCCUGGAGCUGCAUGAACAGCUCCAACAAGUGUCGGUGCCCGUCUCCUACACGGUGACCCCCGUGCCCCCCCACCACUGCCUGUCUGCUCCUCUAUGUGCAGGGCAGCACCUCCCCCCGGUCUGCUCCUCUCAGCAGCAGGUCCCAGCCUGCAGUGUGGUGUUCAGCACGGGACAACACUACCACCACCACCACCCUAUGCUGGGGGCGUGUUCGAUGCAGCACCUCCCUGUGCCCUACGCCUUCCCCUCGCUCCUCUCCAGCGACCCGUUCCUCCUCCACCCGCCCCACCUGCAGCACCACCCGCCCCACCUCCCCCCGCCGGGACAGUUCCUGCCCUUUCAGACCCAGCAGGCCAGAUCGCCGCUGCAGAGGAUCGAGAACGAGGUGGAGCUGCUGGGGGAGCACCUGUCGGUGGGGGGCGGGUUCAGCUACCCUCCCGGGGGACACCACACUUCCUCCCUGCCUCCCUCAACGCCGCUCCAGUUCCUCUCGCACCACGAGCCCUUGCCUCAGGAGCUCUUUGGAGUGCCCUACCCCCAAUUCAUGCCCCGGCGUCUUACUGGACGACGCUACCGCUCCCAGCAGGCUGUGCCUCCGCCCCCAUACCACCCCAGCUUGCUGCCUUACUUCCUGUCAAUGCUUCCUGUCACCCCCACGGUCGGUCCCGCCAUCAGUCUGGAGUUGGACGUGGAUGAGGGGGAGGUGGAGAACUACGAGGCCCUGUUGAACCUGGCCGAGCGCCUGGGCGAGGCCAAACCUAGAGGACUGAUAAAGGCAGAUAUCGAACAGCUGCCCUCGUACCGCUUCAAUCCCAACAACCACCAGUCGGAACAGACACUGUGCGUGGUGUGCAUGUGUGACUUUGAGUCUCGCCAGCUCCUCAGAGUCCUGCCCUGCAACCACGAGUUCCACGCUAGGUGUGUCGACAGGUGGCUGAAGGCAAACAGAACGUGUCCCAUCUGUCGAGCAGACGCCUCCGAGGUCCAGCGGGAUUCCGAGUGACCUCUAAACUUUGACCCACCGGAUCUCGGCUUAGCGCAGCCUCUCCAGAUUCUAACCUUAACCAGUAGGGAGGAGCGUACUAAACUGACCUUGGAUCAGUGUCCAGUGGCGACGUACCCUGCCUUUUCUUCACGUUUAGGUUGGUAGUAUUGAAACGAUGGCCUUUGACAAACCCACGGACGGGUGGAUGUGAACAGUGAUGUGGACGCUCUGUCUUUCCGACUUCUGAACGCUGAAAGGAGAAUCCCUGCUGAAACUCGGACGGCAACGUUUCACCAACCAACCGAAUAGAGGAUAUGAAAGUCCAAAGAUGACAAUGCUGUUGUUGUUGUUAUUAUUAUUAUUAUUAUUAUUAUGAUCAUGACAGAUUUAAGAUCCUGUUAAAGAAGUGUUUUCACUGUUAGGAUGUUUUGGUUCAUGAAGUGUGUUUUGUUCACUCACCUUCGGUUGGAUUGUGUGUUGGAUUGUAUGUUGGAUUGUGUUGGUCCGUGUGCACUAACAUUCCAGUGCGUUUGGUGGCGGGUGUAACAUGACACGGUGUGUGUACGCUUUUGUACUCCUACAAAACACAUCCAGGAUGUGUCAGCCUAGAGAAAACCGUAAAAUGCUAUCAGACAAUGGGACAACUGUGUGCACUUCUCCGUACAGUACUGUUCGGCACUGUACAGUGAACUGCAUGGUAUGUAGUGUACAGUACAGCAUGACACUGUACAGUAAUGUUCCUGCACUCCCUGUACUGUACACCACUUUUCUCUUGUCUUCUCUCCUAGCCAUCUCCCCUCUGAUUGGUUAAUUGUGUUCACUACGACAACAGGACCAAUUUCACCAGGAAGGGGCUAACUGACGAAAGAGGGGAGGCAUCUUCCAUAACGGCUGUCAUAAGAGCGUCAUGAGGCUGUAUUCCACAUGCACAGUGUCACCCGAUAUUUGGCUUAAUUCAUGGCCUCCUACUGGCCUUCACCUGAUAUCCUAAUCAGUAUUCUAUGUAGACUUACGAUAGCCUUAUGGCAGCCUUAUGAUGCGUUGCGGUUUUGCCGGGCAUCGACAGUGUCUCAAAAACAACACAAUAUAAUACCUUCUCACCUGUUUCCAGUGUGGCCAAUCAGCUCAGCGUUCAAAGUUGUUGGUCGUAACCACGGCAACCAGGUUGAAUGCCUCAGUUUCCUGUUAGGUGUCAAAGGCCAGAGGUUAUACUUCUGUGAUGGCGUCCAUUUUGUGUCAUAGGAUUACAGUGAUUAUAUUGUCAUUUCUCCUGCUUGGUAUACAACAAGCAGUUACCUCAUGUUCACUAUUUAUAUACUCAGAUACCAAUAUGGGAUUUUCUGAAUUUAGUUUUAUCUACUUUUUUUGCUUUAAAUUUUUUCUAAUAUUUGUUGUUUUUGUCAUUUUUGUUUCCUUUAAAAAAAACACGACUGCAUCAUUUAAUAACAUGUUUGAUUUCUCAAUGUAUGAUAUCUGUAACCAAAAUCAUUUGAAGGCUUGAUAUUGCAAAUUUUUAACAAACAUUUGUACAUUUCUUAUGAGAGUUAUGACUAGUAAGGCGUUAGUAAAUAGUGCAAUGAGUUCUUAUUUUUAAUCCCCGACCCCCGUCUUGGAUUUCAAAGGGUGGUUCUAUAAUAAAUGUAUAAUGUCCUCUUCCAA